Molecule: messenger RNA, 776 nt
Organism: Neoarius graeffei (lesser salmon catfish)
Lineage: Eukaryota; Metazoa; Chordata; Actinopteri; Siluriformes; Ariidae
Product: fucolectin-like
Exons: 6
Coding region: 61-603 (180 amino acids)
Source: RefSeq, a predicted model, not a curated record
CCGACCCAUCAGCAAGACAAUGUGGCUGUAAAUGGAAUAGCAACACAAUCUUCUCUAUAUAUGACAUUUUAUGCUUCCCGUGCUAUUGACGGCAACAGAGCAUCAUCCCUGAGUUCCGGCUCAUGUGCACACACAAAUCUGAACUACAACCCAUGGUGGAGAGUGGAUUUGUUGGGAGUGUAUGAUAUUAAGAAUGUAAUCAUCACAAACAGGGGUGACGGCUAUGCAGAGCGGAUAAAUGGUGUGGAGAUUCACAUUGGCAACUCCAUAGUCAACAACGGCAACAAUAACCCCAGAUGUGUUGUUAUCUCUAGCAUCCCUGCUGGCGCCUCUGAAAAUUACAUCUGCAAUAUGCGGGGUCGUUACGUGAACAUGAUCGCUCCCAAUGUUUCCAGGUAUCUCAAUUUCUGUGAAGUGGAAGUGUACGGGUUUCCAGUACUUGCUAAGACAGCAUUUCUGAGACUAAAAUUUAACAGCAGUGAGGAUCUCACCAAGUCUACCAUGAGGGACAACGUUCUUCAAAAGAUGAAAUCUGCCAAUGUCCAGUCAUCAAUAUUUCAGAUCAGUUGGACAAAGGAACCAGAACUGGAAACUGAAACUUAAAACAAAAAAAGUGGCAGAAAUACGUCUUAAAUACAACACUGAGAAGAAGAAUAAUUGGUCAAAGAACAACAACAACAAAAAGAACAAAUGUGUGAGGUUUUGGUGUAGCGUAUGGAACAACUAGCUAGAGGAUGAUAUAUACUUAUUGGUUAGAAGUACAGGCUUGUUUGUGU